Coccomyxa subellipsoidea C-169 is the source of this 2574-nucleotide messenger RNA. RefSeq lists its product as hypothetical. The transcript is spliced from 19 exons. The record is from RefSeq and is a predicted model, not a curated record. Lineage: Eukaryota; Viridiplantae; Chlorophyta; Trebouxiophyceae; Coccomyxaceae. Gene Ontology annotation, biological process: monoatomic ion transport. Bases 1 to 2574 code for a protein of 857 amino acids.
AUGGCGUUUGUGGGUCUCUGGAAUGCCCGCGCCCUGGCAGCAGCAACAGCUGCCACCCCAGCUCACCUUGCACGCCGUGCCAUGCGCGCAUCCAGCUCGUCAGGAGGGUCGGCCUCCAGUGACGCAGCUGGCGGCAGCGGCGCGGCCGGCAUUACACAGGCCUCCAUCCCCAAGGCAUGCACAACGCCCAUGCCAUGCAUGCGUAGGGUGCUCUCUUCCAAAAAGGAUGAGGGCAAAGGGGACGCGCAGAACGGCGCAGCGAAACAAGGGAAAAAAGAAGGGGGUUCUGGAAAGGAGAAGGAAGAGGAGGGAACACUGGAAGAGGAGGCCACGGACGUGCAGAGCGUUGUGGCGGCCCUGACAGAAUUAGUCAGCGUCCAGACGCCGGCUUCUGUUUGGCUGCCCAACAAGCACCUCAGCAUGCAGCACUCCGGCAAGGGGGGCGCGAGUCAGUCGGUGAGCGUCGGGUCGGCGCGGCUGAUGGUGAGCAGCCGGCUCUUCCGCCACCUGCGAACGCUCGUGUCGCUGCCGGGGCAUGCGAUCACUUACCUGGCCUUCCGCGCGCAGCAGGUCAUGCUCAGCGGCACCCUCACCAAGCUGGUGUGGUCAAUUCUGGUGGGCCUGCCGCUGUGUGCGGUGGGAGGGGUGCUCUACAGCUGGGCCAGCGGAAAAUCAGUCAUCGAGGGCAUCAUCAAUGCCUACGGCGCCCUCUACAAGAUCCCAGGUGUGACGGUGAUUGGCGAGGUCAAUGCAAUGACGUCCCACCUGAUGAAUGUCCUGUGGCUGGUCGGCACAUUCACCUUUGCAACAGUCAUCGGUAUCAUCACCGAAGAUGUCACCAGCACUAUCAUGAACGUGCGCAGCGGCAACUACGGCGUGGUGGCGGCCAACCACACGCUCAUCCUAAAUUGGAACGACCAGACAGUGCCGCUGCUGCGCCAGAUCGCACUCAACCGCACCGAGCGCGCUGACGACACUUAUGACGGGCCGGUGGUGAUCUUAGCGGAGAGAGACAAGGAGGACAUGGACGUGCAGCUGCGGCGGGCGCUGCGAGGAUCCAGCUUGGAGUGGCACACGCGGUCAGGGGCGCCGCACGCCCUCGCAGACCUGGAAAAGGUGGCUGCUGGCCAAGCGCGCACCGUCAUCCUGCUGCAGCCCGACUCCGAGCAGGAUGCGGGCAUGAAGCAAGUGGCGGCCAUUCUGGGGGUCCAGUCAGCGCGAGCCUCCACGCAGCCGCGUCCCUUCCUGAGGCUGGCCAGGCAGCACCUCGCCGCGCCUGAGGCUGGGACGGAGGCGGAGCUGUUCAGUGCGAUGCAGGGGAUUAUGGAAGCUAGCGCGCAGAGCCUGAGGCUGACGCGACUCUCCGGCCGCCGCGACAUGAGCACGCUGCUCGCCCAGUCAGCCUUCUCGCCGGGCGUGGCGAGCGUGUACUGCUCAAUUGUGCAGCAAACACGCACCGGUGUGGAGUGCUAUGUCCGCAGCUUCCCAGAGCUCCAGGGCAUGACCUUCACAGAGGUACGCCGCCGUUUCGAUGCUGCGGUGGUGAUCGGGUUCAUGGCAAAGGGCGGAGUGUUGCACAUUAAUCCCCCUGAGGAUGAGCCACUUGAGGAGGGCUUUCGUGUCAUUGCCCUUGCACCCAACGGCUUCUUUCAGCCGGCAAAAUCGAGCGGCAAGAAGCGCGGCAACGGGGAAGGCAACGCCGUCGAGCAGCAGCCGCCGCUGGCCGCAGCCUACAAGGCGGUCAUCGAGGCCGAAAUUGUGGAAGGGAGCCCAGUUCCUCAAGCCAUAUUCGGCAGCAUGCUGGACAGGGAUGACUCAGAGGCGGCGUACGAUGCAAAGCGGGUGGUGGUUGCCUGGUUUGGCGAUGACAUCAGCGACCUCAUCGCCAGCCUGGCGGCCUUCGCGCCUCGUGGCAGCUCCGUCACUGGCUUCCCGGAGGACAGCGGGCUGUUUGCAUGGGUACGGUUGCGCUGGGUCGAGGGCGAUCCCUCCUCCCUGGACGCCCUGCGAGCGGCUGAGCUGGCGGCCGCCGACUCCUUGGUCAUCGGCGACUCCGGCGAGGGGCCCGCCAAGGAAGCCGACGCGCGCACGCUCACCACCAUUGCUCUAGCGCAGGAGGUUUUGUUGCAAGAGGGCCGGGGAGAGGGCCGGCCGGCGCACUGCGUGGGGAUGGUGCGGGCGCCCGAGACGGUGGAGGUUGCCAACUUCCUCAUCGACAAGAUGGGCCGCAACGCGCUCACCGCCGAGCUGCUGCAGCCCGACGAGCUCGUCGCCGGCAUCAUCGCGCAGGUUGCGGCUGAGCCUGAGAUGGCCGCACUGCUGUCAGGCUUCAUCUACUCCAGCGAAGGCCAGGAGAUUUAUCUGAGACGGCCGAUCCACUACGCACUGCCGGACGAGGAGCCAGUCACCUUUGCACAGCUUUCAGAGCUGCUGAGGAAGGAGGCUGAGCUUGCAAUCGGCUUCAUCACCAAGGAUGGUCACAUGAAGCUGGCGCCUCGGGCAGCAGAGCAGCACAAGUUUGACCCAGACGACCGCCUAGUAGUAAUCUCAGGUUCCAAAUUCAAGAAUAGCUAG